AUGAAUGAAAAUUUGGGAUUUAUAAAGACUCAAUUAUACGCGGACGUCAAGGCACUAGAAAAAAAGAAGAAGCGACGCGUCCCUCCCGAACAACGAAGAAGGGUCUUUCGCGCUUGUAAACAUUGUAGAGAAAAGAAGAUCAAAUGUGACGGAAACGAUCCCUGUGAGAACUGUCGCCUGCUUGGAGUAGAUUGCGUUUAUACGCAAAAAAAUCAAAGUAAACUCCCAUCUAAGGAAUACUUGAAUGAAUUGUCUGAACGCCAAUUGUGCUUUGAGUAUAUUUUAUCUAGAAUUUGUCCAGACUUUAACUUGGACACAAAAAAUCUGGUUGCAGUAUCCAAAAAACUGUCUGAGCAUGAAAGUUUAACUUCUGAUCAGCUCCCUAAUAUCCUAAAUGGUUUGGAUCCUAUUGUUAAUAUUAACAACGAACUAAAGAAAAACCAUAUUAGCAAUGAUGACGAUUACGAUGCUUCCGUUCCAAACAGCAAAGAUCCUAUUUUUUCUCAUGAAUCGCUAAAAAACGAACCAAUUGUCGGUUUUGAUGAGUCACUAUUAGUAGGGAAAAUGGAGGAUACGAUGUAUUUGGGACCUACCUCCUCAGACCUUUUCUUUGAACGAAUUCGAAAGGAUACUUGCCUAACCGACUUUUCUACUAAGAAUUCCAUUUUACAGAACCAGCCUACCUCUUUUUUCUUUAAUUCAGAAUUAGAUGAAUAUUUACUCUCUCAUGCUCGUGACCUUAUCCCUUCUCUCACCGUAACAGAAUUUUUAGUGAAUACGUUUUUUACGAACAUCCAAACUAAUCUCUUUUUUUACCAUGCCUCAUUUUUCAAAAUUCGCCUGGAAAUCUUUCUCUCAAUAAAAAAUCAGACUGAUCCUGGAUUCCUAUGUAUACUAUUGUUAGUACUCGCUUUUGGAAAUCAAUAUAUGAUUGAACACCAAACUGACCCAGUCGCAGCAAGUUCUCAAGUUUGCGUUAUAGGAAAUCGGCUCUUUUCAGCGGCCGUUAGCAUCUUCCCCAUGGUUUUACUUCAGGCUAAUACAAACACUAUCCAAUCUGCUAUACUAAUCGCUCUUUAUCUUCAACCUACAAUAUAUCAAAAGGCUAGUUAUUCCUACUUUGGUUUGGCGGUUAAGACGGCUAUUUCAUUAGGAUUACAUAAAAACUGUGAGGAUUUUACCCUUAGUCAAAGCUCUAGAGAACUUCGGAAUCGUCUUUGGUGGUCAGUGUUUUGUCUUGAUCGGUUCAUUAGUAUUGCUACAGGUCGACCGUUUAGUAUCGCUUUAGAUAAUAUCACUACCCCUUAUCCGAGUAUAUUGUUUGAUCUGGAAAUACCUGGUAUUCCUUCAAUGGUUACUAAUAUGUGCGCAGUAAUAGAGUUGACAAGAAUUACCAGUGAAGUGUGUGAUUGCCUGUACUGGAAAGCUUCAUCCGAUUUUAAUACUCAACUAUCUCAUGUUCGAAGGCUAUAUGCCCGUCUUGAGCUUUGGAAACGCAAUUUACACCAUUCUCUUAUAUGCGAUGAGUCUUCGCCGCAUCAUCCUCAUUUCCGUUUAAAUGCUCAACUACAAAUGAUUUACGACAACGCUGUCAUUCUCGCUACACGAAUUGUAUUACUUUUUAAAUAUAAAGGAAGAGAUCUUAGCCCAGAAAAUCUUCAAUAUGCAGAUAUGUGUGUCGAUAGCUCUUCUCGGAUCAUUAAUAUCGCACAUCAAUUGUUUCAAAAUAAGCGUUUGUCUAGCUAUUCGUUCUUUGACGCGUAUCUUCCAACGUGUAGUGGUAUUAUCUUGAUAUUAUGCUCUCAUUACGAGCCUUCCCUAGAGAUUAGCAAUGCUGUAUCCAAAUUGUGGGAAGUUCUGGAAUUUUUAUCUCAAAGAAAUGAAAUUACUCGGCUUAACUUGCAAACCUUGAAAGAACUUUCAGAACAGCUUACAAAUAAGAAAGCCUUUUCUUUUGUUCCUGAAUCGAGUGACUUCCAAUUUAGCUUCCGAAAGUGGCAGUCGUGGGUUGGAGAUAUGUCUCAGAAUGAUCACUUGCAACAACAACGAGCGUCCAUCUCAGAUCCUCUAUCAGUCGAUGAAAGUACUAGGUUUGAUCAAAGAAACGCUGAUGUUCCACAGUCCAAUCUCCUUUCCUCGUCUGUUUCUAACACGGAGUUUCUGUCUGAUCCAGCGUCACUGCUUGUUCGCAACACUUUCCCGUCUGCAGAUGAUCUCGAUCUAAAUAUAGACAUAGAUCGGCAAUGGCCAGCUCCACCGUUUUUAAGCUGGGCAGAGCUGAUGCAUCCUUCAAAUGAGUCAAAUCUUCCUAAUACUGAUUCUUCCCUUUAA
Molecule: messenger RNA, 2331 nt
Organism: Schizosaccharomyces octosporus yFS286
Lineage: Eukaryota; Fungi; Ascomycota; Schizosaccharomycetes; Schizosaccharomycetales; Schizosaccharomycetaceae
Product: transcription factor Thi1
Exons: 1
Coding region: 1-2331 (776 amino acids)
Biological process (GO): positive regulation of transcription by RNA polymerase II; DNA-templated transcription
Cellular component (GO): nucleus
Molecular function (GO): sequence-specific DNA binding; DNA-binding transcription factor activity, RNA polymerase II-specific; zinc ion binding
Source: RefSeq, a predicted model, not a curated record